GAGGUUUGGUUGUUCUGGAAUGAUGCUGGUGUGAAAUCGAGAACGCGAACAUCAGAUGAACCUCAGCCAAUCGGAGCGCUCGCUUUAAGGUGGCUUCAAACUCCCUGACCAAUCACCGCGCAGUAUUUCUUCAGCUCGCGACGGAGCGGCGCAUCACCGGCAGCUGUUUGCGUUGAACGUCACGCGUUUGAUCAUCACUGCUUCACCGGAGCGGCGUCUUCCAUCCUUCCGCGUGCGCUACAUUCACUCGCAACAUCAGAUCGGCAGUGGUCAUCAUGCCUGACAGGGACAUCACAUCUCCAGUUUGGCAUCCAGAACCGGGGGCAGUGGAGGACGUGUUUGAUCACACGUAUAAAGAGAAAGAAGGGCCCAAGCCUCCCAUCGUCAUAGUGUGGAGAAAUGUGAUUCUGAUGAGUCUCCUGCACAUCGGAGCUCUGUACGGACUGCUCCUGCUUCCUUCUGCACGCGCUCUCACUUGGAUCUGGUUUUUUGGGUGUUUGUUGUUCAGUGCUCUGGGCAUCACCGCCGGCGCUCACAGACUCUGGAGUCACCGAUCAUAUAAAGCAUCAUUACCUCUCCAGAUCUUUCUCGCCGUCGGAAACUCCAUGGCCUUCCAGAAUGACAUCUACGAAUGGUCUCGAGAUCACCGCGUUCACCACAAAUACUCCGAGACGGACGCAGACCCUCACAACGCCGUGCGAGGCUUCUUCUUCUCUCACGUCGGCUGGCUGCUGGUGCGCAAGCAUCCGGACGUCAUCGAGAAGGGACGCAAGCUGGAGCUCGGAGACCUGAAGGCCGAUAAAGUCGUCAUGUUCCAGAGAAGGUUCUACAAGCCGUCUGUGCUGCUGAUGUGCUUCUUCGUGCCGACGGUCGUGCCGUGGUACUUUUGGGGCGAGUCUCUGUGGGUGGCGUAUUUCGUACCUUCCCUCCUCCGGUACGCUCUUGUGCUCAACGCCACCUGGCUGGUUAACAGCGCCGCGCACAUGUGGGGAAACCGGCCCUACGACGCCAAAAUCAACCCCCGGGAGAACCGAUUCGUCACCUUCAGUGCUAUCGGUGAAGGCUUUCAUAACUAUCACCACACGUUUCCCUUCGACUACGCCACCAGCGAGUUCGGCUGCAAGCUCAACCUGACCACCUGCUUCAUAGACCUCAUGUGUUUCCUGGGUCUGGCCCGAGAGCCCAAGCGUGUGUCCCGAGAGGCCGUGCUCGCUCGAGCCCAGCGCACCGGAGACGGCAGCCACUGGAGCGGCUAACGAGCGCCAUCCGUUCAUCCCAACGAACGGCACACCGGAAAACAGGAGGACAAUCAGUCCUUCCAGCGACGCUGUUGAAGCUUCCGCUCUAACUCUGUGUCAGAUGACAAAUGUUUUUUUUUUUCCAGUCUAGCCUGUGAAGCUUUAAUACGGGGAUCCGGCCUGUUUGUGUAGCGCUUAUUCAGAUUUUCUUUCCGGCUGUAGAUCUGUUCUGAGCUCUUGUCAAUGACUCAAUGCAGGAGCUAAUCACGGUGCCCAAUGACCCUGCCAAACUUAGCUGUGCAUCUCGCUAGAAAUGAACACAGAUGCACAUCUAUUUAAUAUUCUAGAGUGUUUCAUGAGUUGUUAUUAUUGCCAAUUGGUUUUGUUGCCAUGCUUGCACAGAUUAUUCACUUGCAAUCCAUUUUAAUGGUUUGUGAUUAUUAUAUUCUUGUGCAUUUCUGACCACAGCACAAAUGCGGAUUGAGAUUAAUGUCUAAUCCGUAAGAUCACUUUGUAACGUUGACUUCUAAUUAAUAAUUAAACGUCACCGAGGAAUCCAGAAGGAA
Messenger RNA from Carassius carassius (crucian carp), 1804 nucleotides. It is a transcript of the gene scd, whose product is annotated as stearoyl-CoA desaturase (delta-9-desaturase). Bases 276 to 1256 code for a protein of 326 amino acids. Gene Ontology annotation, molecular function: stearoyl-CoA 9-desaturase activity; iron ion binding; palmitoyl-CoA 9-desaturase activity. Gene Ontology annotation, biological process: unsaturated fatty acid biosynthetic process; response to fatty acid. NCBI's taxonomy places the organism in Eukaryota, Metazoa, Chordata, Actinopteri, Cypriniformes, Cyprinidae. The transcript has 6 exons. Gene Ontology annotation, cellular component: endoplasmic reticulum membrane. The record is from RefSeq and is a predicted model, not a curated record.